UAAACCGUAGCGAAUAAUAAAGAUACAGGCUACUGCUAAUGAUUUUGCUAAGUAGGGUACAGGCUAAAUAAAACAAGGAUCUAAUAUAGGCCUGUUACUGUGUCUUUGUAAUUGUUUUUGAGACAUAGGCCGAUAGUAAUAUUGGGGGGAAAGUCGUUUCUACACCAGUUUUUUCGUUGUAGACUUUUAUGUAUUUGUGCUUUUCAUUAAUUGCUUCAUGAUUGUUUAGCUGAUGGCAGGUUUCAUUGCGACAACUUAUACUAAUAAUUUAAAAAUAAUACAUUUUUACUUAACCACUGUCACUUACAAAGCGAUACAAAUCAAGGAACGAUUUUACGAAUGCGUGUGUAAUAAUCAAACGAUAUUUCCGCAAACGGCAACCUUUUAUUCUGCAAUACGUUUAACGCAUCUCAUUAACAUAUUAAUCAGCUAUUAUACAGCAGCUCAUCCAAUCAGAUCUCUUUACCCAAUCUACAAUCUGAUUUUUUUUUUUGUUUAAUGGCCUAAAUAUAAAGGGUGUAAGGAGGCUGUAAGAUGGAUGCUGUGGUGUUUCCCGCGGGCACCUGCGGGAGACGGGGUCAGUCGGCGGGCGUUCCAGGGGGCGUGGGCAGCGCACAGGCCCCGCCCUCCAGUCCCGCCCCGCCUCAUAUGAAGAGACCCGUGUGUGCUGAAUGGCAGUAGUUCAUGUCGCGACUGUCAGAAAGCUUUUCAUCCGCUUCGAGCUCGAAGACUGCUGGAAGCAGACCGUGAUCCUGAAGGAUUCGCGCAGAGACUCAACCCAGAGUUCAGCUAAAGCCUUUGAGUUUGCGGGAGGAUCUUUUCAAAAUGCCACGCUCAUUUCUUGUCAAGAAAUAUUUCUCCAACAAGAAGCCAAACUACAGUGAACUGGAGAGUCAGACUGACCAACGCUAUGCUGUCUUCCCACAAUGCUUCCCCCUGGACGACUUCCCCACCGGAGAAGGCGAUUCUGUGGGGCCCAACUAUCCCUCCAUGCUCGUGUGGACCGCCGGUGCCUUACCCCUGUCUCUCACGGCGCAGUCGCCCAGCAGCCCGUCUCCUUCGAGGCCUCUGGACCUGAGCUCUCAGUCCAGCUCCAGCAGCAGCAGCAGCAGCGGAGAGGAGGACGACUGCCGUACCUCUGACCCUCCCAGCCCGGACCCCGCUGACCGCUUCCAGUGCACCCACUGCGGCAAGACCUGCAGCGGCCCGGCUGCGCUCACACGGCACCAGCUCACGCACUGCACCACGGGGCCGCAGACCACCGUCAGCGCCGCAGGAACCCCCGGCGCCGGCCCCAGAACCGCCUUCCGCUGCAAACACUGUCCCAAAGAAUACAACAGUCUGGGAGCGCUCAAGAUGCACAUCCGCUCACACACGCUCCCCUGCGUGUGCACCACGUGUGGGAAGGCCUUCUCCAGACCCUGGUUACUGCGAGGACACAUCCGCACACACACCGGCGAGCGUCCCUUCUCGUGCCCGCACUGUAACCGUGCGUUUGCGGACCGCUCAAACCUGCGCGCUCACCUGCAGACCCACUCCGAAGUGAAGAAGUACCAGUGCGGGACGUGCUCUCGUACCUUCAGCCGCAUGUCCCUCCUGCACAAGCACACGCUGUCCGGCUGCUGUCCGUCUGCCUAGAAGACACGACAGCUGCGGCCCGUCGAGCGAGUGAACGUUCGGACUCGUAGAGAACGUGCAAGGUGCCUUAUCUUCGCUUCCGCAAGCCAAAGGAGAGGAGAUGUUUUUCUUCCAGUGUUAGUCUUACGCGCAGGUUUCUGUGGCUGGGGAGGGGGCCAUCAGACUGGCUCUCGGUGGAUUCCCAGGAUGCACCUCGGUGCCGGCUGGUCCGGGACUGCGAGGGGGGCAGCUGCUAUAAAGCGUGUGUGGUGAGAGGUCAUCUCUCAGCGAGAUCUCCACAGACACGCGGGGAUGUAUUGGGACAGCUGUCGCAGCGCGGGCCUGUCGACAAAUGCAUCGGCUGUAUCUCUAGAGCGAAGGCCGAAAAAGCACACCAAAGAGCUGUUUUAAUAAGAAGUUCAAUCCGACUCUGGAAUCCGUCUCUGUAAUAUGAGCUCGGAGGUAUUAAAUCAUCCUGAAUGUUGUUAUAUUCCUAAAGAAGUUCGUUAGAUGUUGUACAAAGUGUCCUCCACCUGAACUGAUUCGAGAAAGUUCUUCCGUGAAACCCGUUUCGUCUGGUCGUCUUCAAACGUAUUUUUCCCAAAGCCACAAUGAUGUAUGAAGCUGCCUGUCUGCAUAUUGUUUAUAUGUCGGACGCAUAACGCAAACCAAAUGCUAUGCAAUCCUUUUUUUGGAGCGAAGAUGUGUUUUAGUGUAUUUCCACUUGCCGUUUUUUCCAAUAAAGUAAUUUAUGUUCUUUGUU
Puntigrus tetrazona (Sumatra barb) is the source of this 2380-nucleotide messenger RNA. RefSeq names its product snail family zinc finger 1b (gene snai1b). Gene Ontology annotation, molecular function: DNA-binding transcription factor activity, RNA polymerase II-specific; RNA polymerase II cis-regulatory region sequence-specific DNA binding. NCBI's taxonomy places the organism in Eukaryota, Metazoa, Chordata, Actinopteri, Cypriniformes, Cyprinidae. Gene Ontology annotation, biological process: regulation of DNA-templated transcription. The transcript has 3 exons. Bases 826 to 1638 code for a protein of 270 amino acids. The record is from RefSeq and is a predicted model, not a curated record.